UCCCGAUGAUAACGCAAGUGGAGUCCGAGCAGAGUCCGAUGGGAGAGGCAUUUGUUAUGGCUUUGGCGUAGUAGUGUUAGAAGGGUCGUGCAGCUAUGCUUUCAGACUGGAAUGAUGUUUAAACAGGGCAAAACAUUUGUAUAGGGACUUAGCGUAUGAGCAAUACUGGAAACACUCUGAAUAUUUGUUUCGUGUGGACUUUCAUGUGCAAUUUUAUUUUUUACGCAAAAUGUGUGUGCUAGCGGGCUAGUGCGUUGUUUGUUUUCGGUCUUCUUUAAGGUAAUUUAGAAUACAUAUCGCUAGCUACUUUAACAACGAACGCCAUCUAGCACGUUUAUUUUCUUUUGUCGCGUGCCCGCAGACCCUUUGGGCAAUGUUAUAUUGUAAUUUUCAUUCGCUGAAGUUAAACUAGUCACCUGUGUGGAACUUUAUAAGUAGCUAGCUAGCUAGCAACUUGUUAUAGUAUGAAGUAAUAUUGUACGUGGGGCUAGCUAAGAUCUUCAUGUAUUGUGCAUGGAAAUGCUGGCAGUGAUGGAUUGUACAUUACACUUUUGACUUUAUUGUGACUUGCAAUGGGACCGAACGAGGCCUGUCGACCAUUUAAACGGAUUCUCUUACGCAAAGACAAACUGCCAGAUCCCUGUGGUGUAAAACAGAUUGCAAGGUCUGAUUGUAAGCGACUUAAAAUACCUCGAAGUAGACUAAUGCCAUAACUGCCUCUUUAUUGGACUCACCGCUCCUAAGACGGCGUGGAGCAGUAGUGGCAAAGCCUGCCUUAUACCACAACCUCCUUCCUGUCAAAGAUGUGAAAGGGCCACUGCAGAGUCCUCCACCACAAACCGACAUCUGCAGCAUCAGUAGCCAUGGAUCGAGCAAAGCGCAACUCCAUAGCCAGCUUCCCCCUGCGACCUGACCGACCAGAGGAGCUGGAUGUGGGGGUGGGUGGGGUCGAAACAGGCCCAGCCCAGCUGGAAAGGGUGUGCCCCUCCUCCUACCGUGCCCUCAUCAGUGCCUUCUCUCGUCUGACGCGCCUGGAUGACUUCAUCUGUGAAUGGAUCGGCUCCGGCUUCUUCUCAGAAGUCUACAAGGUACGUCACAGAGCGUCCGACCAGGUGAUGGCUCUAAAAAUGAACAAGCUGAGCAGUAACCGGGCCAACAUGCUGCGCGAGGUCCAGCUGAUGAACCGCCUCUGCCAUCCCAACAUCCUCAGAUUCAUGGGUGUCUGUGUCCAGGAGGGUCAACUUCAUGCCCUGACAGAGUACAUAAACGGUGGCAACUUGGAGCAGCUGCUGGACAGCAGCAAGUACCUGAGCUGGGCUACGCGGGUGAAGCUGGGCUGUGAGAUUGCCAUGGGCCUGGGCUACCUGCACUCCAAAGGCAUCUUCCAUAGGGACCUUACAUCCAAGAACUGCCUGAUAAAGUCCGAUGAGAAUGGCUACACAGCGGUUGUUGGAGACUUUGGCCUGGCUGAGAAGAUCCCCAGUGAUGAUGCUGAAGGAGAGAAGCUGGCUGUGGUGGGAUCUCCAUAUUGGAUGGCACCAGAAGUGCUGAGAGACGAGCCUUACAAUGAGAAGGCAGAUGUCUUCUCCUAUGGCAUAGUCUUGUGUGAGGUUAUAGCACGCAUACAGGCCGACCCAGACUUCCUGCCUCGGACAGAGAACUUUGGCCUGGACUACCAUGCCUUUCAGCACAUGGUGGGAGACUGUCCUCCCGACUUCCUCCAAAUGGCAUUUGACUGCUGCAAUAUGGACCCGAAGCUCAGGCCCUCCUUCCCGGACAUCGUGAAGCGGAUGGAGGAGCUCUUGAGCCACCUGCGAGCCGAGGAGGCGGCGCAGGAGCGCAUUCACACCUCUGUCGAAGCCGACAAGAAGACCAUACCAAAAGGUCCAGGCGAUAAGCUUCAAGGUGUAAAGAGGUUAAAUACGCUGGGUUUCCAGGAUGACAAGAUUCCACCCAAGUCACCCCGUCCUCGUCGCAACAUUUGGCUCUCGCGCAGCCAAUCCGACGUGUUCUCCCGCAAGCCCGGUCGCAAAGUCAACGUGCAGGACCCUUACUACAACCCUGGACCUAGGGGCUCAGGACGAGGGGCACCCAAGAUUAACCCCUUCAAUGCUCGGGAGGACCUGAAGGGUGGCAAGAUCAAGUUCUUUGACGUGCCCAGCAAGUCGGUCUUUUCGCUCAUGUUCGACCGGCACUCUCCUCAGGGCGGCCUGAGGGGCCCACAGCAGCAGCUCCAGCCUGGAGCCGUCUCCACGGGCAACCCCUGCGGCCCCCUUCUCCCCGUGCCCUGGCCGGAGCCCUGGCAGCUGCCUGACCGACCGUGCCGAUCCCUACCGGUCUCCCCCCAGCUGCCCAUGAGCGAGGUCUUCUGCUCGGUCCCCGGCUCCUCCUCCUCCUGCAGGGCCGAGCAAGGGCAGCCGGGGAUGGAGGCGAAGGGAAAGCCCCUGGGGUGCUGGGCCAAGAAGUACGCCGUGACCGAGAUCCCUCCCUUCCGGCCGCGGGCCGAGCCAGACGGAGGGGAGGGAGGCACCGGCGAGGCCGAGGCCAUGGACUGCUCCAGCAGCAGGCCCAGCCCAGAGGUCGGCGGCGAGGCGCAGCAGCAGCAGCAGCAGCAGCGCGACGGCCUGCCCAACGGUAACGGGGCCUGUGAGGACAUGGAGGCCGAGGAUCAGGAGGGACCGAUGGUGGGACUGCCGCCUAUGCCUUCCUCGCCAGCCCUCACGCUCGACGUGUCCGUGCCGCCCCAGGAGCUGUGCCCCGUGGUCCUAGCGCCCAGCGAGCCACCGGGGCCCUCGGAUGGACUCUCGCGGUGCGAUAUCUGAUGACUCAGAGCAACGGGACUAAGCACCAGAGAGCCUUCUCCAAGCUAACUUAGGGAUAGUACUGCAGUCUUAAAAAAAAUGCAGAGAUUAUUUUUCACACAAAUCUUGAGUAUUUAAUAUUUUGGGAGAAAGAAAGAAAUACUUUGUGUAAAUAUAUGGCAACAAAGAAAUGUAAGCUUGGAUUUCUGGACUGAAAGGGGUCUGAAGUGAGACGUGGAGAACCAUUGUGUGAGGUAUAGGGUCCAGGACAAAUAUGUAGGGGUUUUCAGAAACUGCUUGUAACUGAAUGAACUGAAAUGAGCAGUGAGUUUUUUCGACACCAGACUGAUUGUUUGAAUGUAACAAGACAUUAACAUCCGUUACAAGCACUAUCAAUGAUUUUAUAUCCAACUCAGCACUUUCAAAGUUUGAUAUGUUAAGUGACAUAACCCUAUCCUGCUCACUUCCUGUUAACAGUUCAGUAAAUGGAGAUUUAGGGUAUAGCAGUUCAGUUUCCUAAAACGCUCGAGCACAGCACAUCACGACAGUCAUACAUUCCAGAAAACGGAUUACAUUCAUGAAGUCACCUCCCCAUCCUCCAAACCCUAAUAAGUUGAAGAAUUGAGUCCAAAUUGCAUAUUGGUCUGAUUGAUUGAUUGAUUGAUUGAUUAUAUAUGGAUUAUGUAAUGGCUCACAGUGCUGUCUUCACUAAGCACACUGAUAAUACACUGAACUGUGGAGGAUCGCUGAUUGUGUCUUAUUCGAGAUGAGACACUGUUGGCCUUAACCAGUCUCUCUGUCGUCACUCUCUGUGAAUGCCAUCAGAGGACGUUUGCUGGAGCACGUUGAUUGGUCAUGGCAUGGGGGGCGCUUUCACACGGUGGCACACUCUCCUUCUGGAUCCUUUGUCACAUCUUCAGCUGUGUCCUGUUCUGUAAAUUACUUACAUUUUAACUUGCACAUGAAAAGAUAAAUGAUUGGUGUAACUUUUUUUUGUUUGUUUUUCCCUGUCUAUUUUUGUUGUCACUACAUUUCUAUGCAAUGACUAUAUAAUAAGGCAGGCUAGUUUUACAGAGAAUCUAUUUUGAUAUUUAAAAGAAAUGUCUUAAAUCUGUGUCUACAAAAUUUGUGGAAAGCAUGUUAUUAAUGCAGCUUGGUUAAAGCGGGGAUUUUUGUCGAUGUAAAAAAAUCUGUUUUGUUGGAUACUUAUACAAUGCUUCUUUUUGUCCUGACUGUUUUGCGACCGUUUUUAACAGUAAUACAGAUGUAUAUUUUAACCAAAGACAGAUCAGGACAAUGUUUUCCGCUCAUCUGGCUUUAAUUUUAUAAAUGUACACACAUUAUAAAACUUGUAUAUCCAAUCGAUACAAAUAAAACAACUUUCUAUGUAA
Messenger RNA from Clupea harengus (Atlantic herring), 4192 nucleotides. RefSeq names its product testis associated actin remodelling kinase 2 (gene tesk2). The coding region runs from base 864 to 2822 and encodes 652 amino acids. The transcript has 12 exons. Gene Ontology annotation, biological process: protein phosphorylation; actin cytoskeleton organization. Gene Ontology annotation, cellular component: cytoplasm; nucleus. Gene Ontology annotation, molecular function: protein serine/threonine kinase activity; ATP binding. Lineage: Eukaryota; Metazoa; Chordata; Actinopteri; Clupeiformes; Clupeidae. The record is from RefSeq and is a predicted model, not a curated record.